Manis javanica (Malayan pangolin) is the source of this 4728-nucleotide messenger RNA. RefSeq names its product free fatty acid receptor 2-like. Gene Ontology annotation, biological process: G protein-coupled receptor signaling pathway; cellular response to fatty acid. Lineage: Eukaryota; Metazoa; Chordata; Mammalia; Pholidota; Manidae. Gene Ontology annotation, molecular function: G protein-coupled receptor activity. The record is from RefSeq and is a predicted model, not a curated record. Gene Ontology annotation, cellular component: plasma membrane.
UGAGAUAAACGAGGUGUCACACUGCCUGCUCCCAUGUCAUUACUGUGUGUGAGGUCAAUGAAGCCUUAAGAUUCUAUAAAACAGUCUGAAAUCCCCUUUCUACCUCAGUGACCAACACCAGUAACUUGGGUGACAGAAAGGAGAUAAAAGAGCAAAGAGAAAAAGUGCAGGUUCCUUCCCACUCUUUGCCUGUAUCAUCAGCUGGCAAGCUCUUGCAGGCACACCCAGCUUACACCCUUUCACUCCACAAGUAUUCAAGUACCUGUUACCUGCGAGGGACUAGGCCAGGCUUUUUCUAAGGACAAACUUCAAAAUAGAGCCAACUUCCAGAAGAGCCAGUCUUACCUGGACUCAAACUAACACCCCAGGGGAAGAGGUGGGCUCACCCCAGGAGGCACUGCCCUUUACCAAACUGAAAGGAAGCUUAUUGAGAGACUCUCAGGGUCCUUGCAACUGCCCGUGGUCUUAGCACCUUCUAGAAGGGAGGCUUCUGCAGCUCUGUCCCUGACCUGGCAGUCCCCCUGCAUGAGCUGGGAUGGGGACAGAGAAAAGAGGCCCCACCUCAAGGAUUCUAGGGUGCUGAGAGCCACCCUACCCAGCAAUCUUGGCCUUCCAAGAAGUUUCUGUCCCUCAAUCAAAUGCAGACAAUGAAACGGCACAAACUAACGUGGUAGACAACAAAAGGUAACUAUGUUAUCUUCAUCACAUGCGUAUCAACAUGAAAGCCAGUCCCCCAGUGCCCCGUCAGGACAGGCCCUGCAUGGGUGUGCCUGCAGGAAUGUAGAGAGACCACUUGGGUAUCAAGGUGGAGUGGUGAGCUAAGUGACAAGAGGGCCUUUCUGUAGGAGAAGCUGGGCUGUGGAUGGCUCUUCCCAGGUCAAGGCGAAAGCACAGGUCUCUGUUGGCAGGUAAGGAAUCCCUCAUGAGUGUCCAUAGCUUUCUAUGUCUACCUCAAGACACUGCCAGGGAACAGUGUGGACCCUACACUGGUUGGUGAGAGGCCAGUGAGAAGAGACGGUGGCCACUGCAGGGUGCAGCCCACCUGGAGAGGGAAGGUGGGGGCAGCAAGACCCAGACCCGGUCUUGUCCUGGGAGCAUGGACUUGGGAUAGUCCAGCUCUAACGAAAGGCAUCUGUAAGAAGGGACCUGAUGGGCCAGAGGAAGCCAGGCAAAGCUUCGGAUACUGACAAGUUUCAGAUGGAGCCUCCUGGGAAGAUCAGGAAAUUGAACAGUUCAGGGGCCUUGAGAGAAAAGGUGGGGGAGAAACAAGUGAAGCAAGAGCAGAGGGAGCCGGAAGUGGAUGUGUGUGCAAAAUUGUUUAGAAUAAUUGACCAUGGAAAGGAAACAGAAUAGUUAACAUGGAAUGCAGGAGGAGGAAGCCCAAAAGAAUAGCUGUGGUCUGGUUCCUGGGAAUAAUGAGUUUGGUAGGGACAGACUUUGGCUGGGGACUCAGAGGGUUGAGCAGCCUUGAAAGGAGCUCAACUAUUGACCUUCCUCCUUCUGACCACGUGACUCUUCCAGGUAUAAAAGCCUGUUGUUCUUGGAAGAGGAAAAGGUAGUCCAGUCAGACAAGGUUCCACCUGCGUCUGAGACCCGACGUAUUUGAAAAGCUAUCUGUCUCCAGGAAAAGGCAAGGUACCCAAUUUUGCUUGUGCCCAGGGAAGAGGCCGGUGGGCUCACAACCCUAGGAAGAGAUGGGACAGGAGUGUGUAUAGAUAAACCUAAUGAAGUGGGACUAGAGUAUAGGCUUUCCUCUUCAAGGAGGCGAGGGAAGAGGUCACAGAGAUGAGACAGGGCCAGGACAAGUCACUGGGGAGAUGGUACUGGUGAAGGCUGGGGUGCCUGUGAGGGCAGGAGACAAACAAAAGGUGACUUCAGUCCCAAGCAGGUGGGAAGCUCCCUGUUCACCGGGCCCUCUGCUUCCAAGAUCCUCCAGUUCAGGAAUGUUAUUACUUAGAUCGGCCGCCCACAUUAUGUUACCAGUAAUAGGUUAAUAACUCAAGUUUUAUUUUGACUAUCUACCUUUUAAUGAUAAAUUAAAGGCAACUAAAGGUUACUUUUGAUUGACAUAAAUCUCAUGUAUAAAUGCUUUCUUCAGGGGUCAAGAAAGGGUGAACUGUUGGGCCACAGACAGAGAACUGUAGUUCUGGAGAAAUCAGUGGUUACAGGAGGUGCAGGGAAAACAAGCUGUUGCUGAGAGGACUUAGAGGGAUCUGCCCCGAGUCACAUGCAUGAGCUGAGGCGUGGCCGGGCCUGGAAUCCUGGUGGCCUGGCCCAGGUCAGGCCCUUCUGCUAACCCCCAAACUUACAGGCUUCUUUGAAAGGCUUGGUGUGGAAUCAAGAAGCUGGGCAUCUGGGACUCACCUUGGGCUUAACCUACUUUUCUCUUGGACUUCAACCAAAUUGCCAUUUUCAGAGGGGGGAUGGCCCUGAGUCCCCGAGGCCUGGGACUUCUCCUGGCCUACAUCAUCAUCUUCCUCAUCGGUCUCCCGGCCAACCUCCUGGCCCUGCAGGCCUUCGUGGGGCGGGUCCGCCAGCCGUACCCUGCACCCAUCCACAUCCUCCUGCUCAGUCUGACACUGGCGGACCUCCUCCAGCUCCUUCUGCUGCCCUUCAAGAUGAUCGAGGCUGCAAACAAUUUCUUCUGGCCCCUGGGGGAUACACUCUGUGCGCUCAUGGGUUUUGGCUUCUACAGUGGCAUCUACUGCAGCACGUGGUUGCUGGCGGGCAUCAGCAUCGAGCGCUACCGCAGCGUGGCUUUCCCCAUGCAGUACAAGCUGUCCCGCCGGCCUGUGUACGGAGUGAUUGGUGCUGUGGUCGCCUGGGUAUUGUCCUUUGGACAUUGUAGCAUUGUGAUCAUUGUCCAAUACUUACCAACCAACAAUACUCACCCACCAUCAGCCAAAGGAAACAAUGUCUGCUACGAGAACUUCAGCAAAGAGCAGCUGGACGUGGUGCUUCCUGUGCGGCUGGAGCUCUUCCUCAUCCUCUUCCUCAUCCCCAUGGUGGUCACCGUCUUCUGCUACUGGCGCUUCGUGCAGAUCAUGCUCUCCGGUGCCCAAGUGGGGGCCUGGAAGCGCUGGAGAGCCGUGGGGCUGGCCGCUGUGACCCUCUUCAAUUUCCUGGUGUGUUUUGGUCCCUACAAUGUGUCUCACGUGGUGGGGUUCUUCCAGCAGGGAAGUCCAAGCUGGCGGCUGUGCGCGGUGUUGAUCAGUGCUCUCAAUGCUUGCAUCGACCCCUUGAUUUUCUAUUUCUCCUCCUCAGUGGUGCGCAAAGCCUUCGAAAAAAGGUUACAGAUUCUGCGGAGCUGGGGUGCCUCACUGUUAGGGCGCUGGAGGGGAAGAGCUGGAAAGCUAGCUGCAGAGAGAGGAAAUGAGAGCUUAAGUACAUCCAAUGUCAGUUUUACAGAGGACUAAAUUCACCAGCUUGGCGCUAUGUUUUUUGAGGAAGAGGACUCAAAAGGGGGAACAAUGAACAGAACAGGGGCAAGUUCUCCUGUGCCUAGCUUAAGGGGCAAAGAAGAGCAGUGGGCAUCUCAAAUCCAACUCAUCCAUUGGGUGAGUGUCUUCAUUUUAUCUCCCGGGGUUGAUGACAUUUCCUUGUCUGUGGUUGGUACGGCUUCGUGGUGAGCCACAAGCCCUUUUAUCCUUGGAAUUCUUUACCUUCCCCACCCAGUAUCUAUCAGAUGAUAGUGUUCAUUUAUCCACUGCAGAGCUCUUUGCUCUGUCCUUGGCCCUGAUUCAUAAGGGGGGUGGGUUCCAUGUGCUCGGCCUGAACAUCCCACACAGGCAAGAGUCUGUAGAGGACAGAAUCCUGCACAUGAGCCCAGAAGACCAGCACCCAAGUCAAAGCAGCUGCUGGCUCAGAUCUAUAAAAUGGGCAAGAAAAGGAACAGUCCUUGAAGGAUGAAUCAGUGCAGGUGUGAAUAAACUGUCAGGAUACUUCUUAGCAGUUAUGUCCUGUUUCCAAUCCCCAGCACUGUGUCACACACUGAGAUAUACACGCAUACCAUGCAUGGCCUAAUAAUAAGUGUGCCUGUUCGCUGAUUCAUCACAGUGAACACGUCCAUCUAAGUGAAAAAAAUGAAACAUCCACCUUCUUAGUUUGGGCUUUCUUUUUCCCUCACCUUUGAAGAUUUCUUUUUUCUCUCCUCUCGCCUUCCUUUGGGGUAAUUUUAUUUAUUUUUUUGUUUCAUUCUCAUAUUCAUUUCUCGUAUCACUGAGUUGGAAAUUAUAUGCUGGCUUUAUUAUUUUCGCGGUUCUUUUAGACAUUUUAAUAAGUUAGCGGUUCCUUAGCUGCCUCCUCCCUCCCUCUGUGCCUUCUUCCCUUUGAAUACCACAUGGAGGAAAACCAAUCCAGAAGCCAUCCAAUUAUGGGCAUCCUCUAGAGAAGUUCUCAGAAGGCAGUGGGGAGACCCCUGGGGGAGCCCAGAGACCCUUACGGGGAUCUGUAGGGUCAACACGCUUUUCAUAAUGAGAUUAAGAUGUGACUUGCUUUUUUUACUCUCAUUCUCUCACAAUAAUAAAUGUACAGUGGAAUUUUUCAGUGGCUACUUGACAUGCGAUCUCAAUGGCAGACUGAAUGCAGAGCAGAUCUGGGAAUCCAGCUGCCUUCUAUUAAACUAGACAUUAAAGAGCUCGGCAAAAAUGUAAAACAAUGCCACUCCUCUCACGAGUGUUUUUGAAAAUUUGGUUGUUUUUGCAAAAAUAUGUUAUUUAUAUUGACAUG